AUGACCACGAUUUUAACAUCGGUACUCAUGCUGAAAAGGUGUUGUCCUGCUCGAUUCAUCGGGAGGAAAGCAUUUCGGAAUGGACGGACUACGGAGCAUCCUAGGUCCUACGUGAGGCCCUCAAUUGCACCAAAGCCGACCCUGGACAUAAAGCACAUACGACUGAAUCCGGGCUUGUACAGCCAAAACUGCGUCGAGCGCAACUACGCUAGCUUAGAAGGAAACUCAUGGCAGAUAGCUGAGCUGUUUGGUAGAUGGCAAACCUGUGAGCAUGAGGCUAGGCGGCUCCGUACUCGAAACAAUGAUCUACAAGCGAUGCUGAAACAGGUGGUCUCCAAAGGCAAAAGUAAAGCCGCAUCAACAACAGAGAUCCUAAGCAAAGAAGCGAUUAUCAAAGAAGCAAAAAGUUUGAAAGUUCCAUUGAGUGGCUUUGAGGAGGAGCAAAAGUCAAUACAACAGCAGAUAGAGGACUUAGCUUGGGGACUCCCAAAUCUUUCCAGUACCUCAACACCCCUUGGUUCCACACCGCACACUGUUGGUUAUAUCAAUGAGCCACCACCUCCAGCAGAAGGUGUCGGGAUAUCUCACGUCGAUAUUGGCACAGAGCUGCAACUAUUGGACUUCACUGCUGCUGCGACUACCUCCGGAUGGGGCUGGUAUUACCUCAUCAAUGAAGGUGCCAUGUUGGAGUAUGCUCUCAUACAGUAUGCACUCAGCGUGGCCAGGAAGCGAGGAUGGAUGGCAGUAUCUCCGCCAUCGAUUGUCUACACUCAUAUGGCGGCUGCCUGUGGAUUCCAACCUCGCGACCAGGGCGAGGAGCAACAGAUCUAUACUCUAGAACAAUUAGAGAAAGACAAAGGAAGACCUAGUCUCGCACUUGCUGGGACCGCCGAGAUACCAUUGGCUGCAAUGAAAGCAAGUCAAUCUAUCCCAGACGCGGAUCUUCCGCUCAAGGUUAUUGGCGUCAACAGGUGUUAUCGCGCUGAGGCAGGAGCACGAGGUGUUGACGCAAAAGGUCUAUACAGGGUCCAUGAGUUCACAAAGGUUGAGAUGUUUGCCUGGACUCUUCCUGAUAACUGCUCCGGUGAACAUUUUGGCGAGCCAAAGCCACAACAGUCACAACAGAUUUUCGAAGAGAUGCUCGACAUGCAGAAGGAAAUUCUGGAAUCGUUGGGAUUGCAUUGCCGUAUUCUGGAGAUGCCAUCCAACGAUCUCGGAGCCAGCGCGACAAGGAAACAGGAUAUUGAAGCAUACUUUCCAUCACGGCAACAGAAGCAUGAAGGUUGGGGAGAAGUUUCUUCGCUGUCGAAUUGUACCGACUAUCAGACACGACGCCUAGCUACGCAAGUUCGCAUUGAGAAUAAAGGUGGACGACUAGAAUUCCCGUAUACAUUGAAUGGAACAGCCCUAGCUGUGCCUAGAGUCCUCGCCUGCUUACUCGAGAACCACUGGGAUGCUGCAGAGAAGAGUGUGAGGAUACCGGAGGUACUCCGACCAUGGAUGGACGGCGCCGAAUUUAUCAAGCGUCGGUAGUGCACGUCUGUCGAAUGACAUUCAUGGAUGUACGGUAUUGACUGUAUAAACAUAUGUAUGAAGUAUUAUAUUCACUGGAGUAGGAUCGAAGCGAAGCUGAAUCAAAAUAUUCAUGGGCAGCUGUGUAGAUGCGUGACUGCGCCACACUUGGAUCGUCUUGGUGCGGCUACACUUUUCUAUUGGCGGAACAGCAGUGACCAAUCCGCAUCCGUAUAUCCAUAGUUGCAUGGGAAAGCUUGGCGCCCGAUGUUCGCCGUGUCACCAACACACACGAUUUAGUAUAAUCGACAUUUUUAUCUAUUAC
Molecule: messenger RNA, 1837 nt
Organism: Pseudovirgaria hyperparasitica
Lineage: Eukaryota; Fungi; Ascomycota; Dothideomycetes; Acrospermales; Acrospermaceae
Product: seryl-tRNA synthetase
Exons: 1
Coding region: 1-1533 (510 amino acids)
Biological process (GO): mitochondrial seryl-tRNA aminoacylation
Cellular component (GO): mitochondrion
Molecular function (GO): ATP binding; tRNA binding; serine-tRNA ligase activity
Source: RefSeq, a predicted model, not a curated record